Molecule: messenger RNA, 1005 nt
Organism: Orbilia oligospora ATCC 24927
Lineage: Eukaryota; Fungi; Ascomycota; Orbiliomycetes; Orbiliales; Orbiliaceae
Exons: 1
Coding region: 1-1005 (334 amino acids)
Source: RefSeq, a predicted model, not a curated record
AUGCUUCUCUCCAAGGCUCUUCUGGUGUUUAGCUGCAUACCAUUUUUGGAGGCAUUGGUAACACCGCCUGUACGGGGGAAAGGACCUCCAGAAUUAUAUAAUACUCCCUCUAGCAAUAUUACCAGCACCGGCAAUCAGACAGUAUGGCAGCGGCAGCAGCAGAAAGUGGAGGAGAAGGAGGAGAAGGAGGAGAACCAAAUAAACUCAACCGUCAUCACACCCUCCCACGAAUCCCCUAAACCACUACCACCAGAUGACGAUACCUCACUAGGAUUCAGUACCAGAGCAAUCAGCAGCAGAAUAUUCUACGGCUGGAUAAGAUUUUGUCCAGAAAUGGAAUAUGUAAUUAACCAAAUGGACCCAGACUCCAACGUCUAUCCUCGAUUGGGGCCGGCCUCAUACAACAGGCGCCCAGACCCAAGAGUACGACCCGGUCCUACAUUCACACGCAUGCAACGCCAAAGAAGCCUCUGCGCCUAUUGCGACUGCACCGAGCAAGGAGAUCUAGUCACAACUCCGAGAAUCCCUCCUACCACCACCGCCCAUUGUUCGGUCGAUUAUAUCCUCCAACGAUGUAAACUCUGGUAUAAUUGUGUCUGUCAGAUUAUUAUGCGCGACCCAAAGUAUGACCCGGAUACCACCAUUGAGGAAUAUCAGGAUGCUUUGAAUCGGGUACCCUUUUGGGCGAAGGCUCAGAAUCCGGCGUGGAGGUGGACGCCGAGGAAUGCGGGUGGUUUUAGUAUGACUUGGGAAGGCCUUGGGACGGAGUCUACCGUCCCUUGGUUGAUAGAGGAAACUGAGCGGGAAUUGGUCCCCGGAACGAAGGAACCGUAUUAUUUGGAGGGACCGGAUCAGAGGGACCCGAACCAAAAGGACUUGAGUUGGUUGAGGGGCCCGCUUUCGGGGUAUGGAGGUUUAAGGUCUGGAAAUUAUAAAAAGCGAUCUAUUACGGGAGAAGAAGUAAAAGAAGGAGGUAAACAGACAUCUUCAACAGAACAGGAUUGA